Malassezia globosa CBS 7966 is the source of this 1146-nucleotide messenger RNA. Its product is annotated as putative aspartyl protease. The record is from RefSeq and is a predicted model, not a curated record. The coding region runs from base 1 to 1146 and encodes 381 amino acids. Gene Ontology annotation, molecular function: aspartic-type endopeptidase activity. NCBI's taxonomy places the organism in Eukaryota, Fungi, Basidiomycota, Malasseziomycetes, Malasseziales, Malasseziaceae. The transcript has a single exon. Gene Ontology annotation, biological process: proteolysis.
AUGAAUCUCUCAACGAGUCUCCUCGUUUUUGUGCUUCUCAUUGCUCAUCUCGUCUCUGCCGAGUUUACCAUUCCACUUGAGCGUCGCCUGGGACCAAACGGCAAGAUUGACUACGAUACUGAGAUUCGACACGUUGCAGCCAAGUAUGCCAACCAUGCGAUGGCCCAUUUCAAAAACACAGGAAAGCACCAUCAGUCCGUGAAUGGAACUACGCUUCGGAAACGAGCAGGCACAGCACGACUUGAUCUGGCGGACAACUUUGCGUGGACAGGAGAAAUUGAACUCGGGUCACCGGCUCAGGCUAGGUGGGUCAUUUUUGACAGCGGAUCGUCGGAUCUUGUCAUGAACAAAGGCAUGUACAACCACGAAGACUCGACAACAUCGAAAGACUUGAACAAAAAGUAUAGCAUGGACUAUGUCGGUGGUCCCGCAUCUGGCUCUGUGUACACGGAUCAAGUCACUAUAGGCGGGGUCAAGGUCAAGGAUGUUGUGAUCGCUGACAACAAUGAUGUCAUGAAUGGCUUGACCAGCGAGAAAAGGGAUGGAGUUCUGGGCCUAGCAUUUCCUUGGUUUAGCGGGCUGUCGGAUGUUUCGGAGCCGAACUUUGUCGAUGCAGCGAAGCAACAGAAAGCGCUGCAGAAGAACGUUUAUCAUAUGACGGCAAGGAUGAAUGGAGGAUCAACGCUCAACAUCGGCAAGAUUGAUGCUUCAGAGAUUGACGGAGAUCUUGGCUGGGUGAAGGUAAACCAAGGCGAUGGUUACUGGAAGACAGAUCUACAAAUCAACGGCAAGAAAGUCACAGGGAUUGUUGACAGUGGUACAAGUUUUGUUGUUGCCCCUGCUGACCAAUACACCAAGAUCAUUGGCGGUAUUGACAAAUUGACGGUUAAGAAGAACGACAAUGGCGAAUAUAAUGGCUAUUACAAAUGUGACGAUCCACCAGUAAUCAAAUUCAAGUUGGCUGGCAAGGAGACCACAAUGAGCGAGGAUGCCAUGUAUGCUGAUCAGGAUGGUGACCAGUGCCGCAUUUCGAUUGUCAGCAUCAACGGCUUCAAUGAUUGGAUCUUUGGAAGUACAUUCCUGGCGACAGGGUCGGUUGUGUUUGAUUUUGACAACACGCGACUUGGAUUCGGCAAGCAGACUUGA